Populus trichocarpa (black cottonwood) is the source of this 1765-nucleotide messenger RNA. RefSeq lists its product as uncharacterized. The coding region runs from base 237 to 1544 and encodes 435 amino acids. Lineage: Eukaryota; Viridiplantae; Streptophyta; Magnoliopsida; Malpighiales; Salicaceae. The record is from RefSeq and is a predicted model, not a curated record. The transcript is spliced from 15 exons.
AAAGGAUAUAAAAGAAAGAAAGAAAGGAAUAUACUACGGCAUAAGAGGGAGGAUGGAGUAGGAGCAGCUUGGACUUGAAAUCCAUUUAAUUAAUUGAAUUAUUAUUUUCGAUCUUCUUCUAUCGAAAAUUCACCGCUUUUUUUAUUUUUCUGAUAGUAAUUGGGUUUGGUUAUUUGACUCAAAUCAGCAGAAAGUUGUUUUUUUUUUUCUUUCCUGGAGAUCAGAUUAGAUUAGAAAUGGCAUCAACAGAGGGUCUGGUGCCGAUAACCAGGAUUUUCCUGGCAUCUUAUUACGACAAAUACCCUUUCACCCCUCUCCCCGACGACGUUUCUCGCCUUUCCUCGGAGAUCCGCUCCAUGACCUCCGAUUUGCUCAAGGACUCUCCUCCCUCCUCUCAAGAUGAAAGCUUAUUGCUAAAAGAAUCUGAAGGAGAGUCUCCUCAUAAAAUUGAUGAGAAUAUGUGGAAGAACCGAGAACACAUGGAAGAAAUUAUCUUUUUGCUUCAUGAAUCUCGCUGCCCUCAGCCCCUUCAAGAUGACAGUGAACUCUCUACUGUUUUUAACAACAUAAGAUAUAAGUUUCAGAAGACUUUGAACGUAUUGCAAGAUUUCCAAGCUGUGAAUUCUGAUCAUGUGUUCAACACAGUCAUGACCUACAUGCCUCAAGAUUUUCGGGGAACGCUUAUCAGACAGCAAAGGGAGCGGUCAGAAAGGAAUAAGCAAGCAGAGGUUGAUGCGCUCGUUAAUUCUGGUGGAAGUAUACGUGAUCGAUACGCUCUGUUGUGGAGACAACAAAUGGAUAGGAGGAGACAGUUAGCACAGCUUGGUUCAGCAACAGGUGUAUAUAAAACUCUUGUGAAGUACUUGGUAGGAGUUCCUCAGGUUUUACUAGACUUCAUUCGCCAAAUAAAUGAUGACAAUGGGCCCAUGGAAGAGCAAAGACAGCGUUACGGACCAUCUUUAUACAGUCUGACAGCAAUGGUUCUCUUGAUUAGACUAUUCAUUCAACUUGCUUGGGGGAGAUUUGAGGCAAAAAAAUUAACCAGGGAUCAAGUUGCUGUCCUGGAACAAGCUGUUGAUGUCUACACUUAUGAGUUCAGAAGGUUCAUCACCUUCAUCAGUGAGGUAUUUGCAAAUUCCCCUUUCUUUAUUUCAGCAGAAGCUGCUGGUGCAUUAGAAGCUAGAAACAAUGAUGACUACAAGGAGAUAAAUGUUCCAGCUGGGAAAACUCACGAGGUUUCAUUGUCUGUGGAAUCAGUGAACUCAUACAUUGCUUGGGAUUUCAGUUUGAUACAAGGCAAAAUUAACAUGGAUAUUGGAUUUAGUGUGGAGUGUACAGACCCUACAGGGAAAAAAACUCUGAUACUACCAUAUCGACGUUAUGAGUCUGACCAAGGGAACUUCUCCACGUGCGUAUCUGGAAACUACAAGCUUAUUUGGGAUAAUUCAUAUUCUGCAUUUUUUAAAAAGGUCCUGCGUUACAAGGUGGACUGUAUACCCCCGGUUGUUGAGCCAGUGCAAUCUGCAGGUGAAAUGGAAGAAUAACUGUCGCCUCCUUAGCUUUAGCAUUUGCGCCAAGAUGCUGUCUCAUGGUGAUUUGGAUCAAAUUUAUUUGUACUUGUUGCCUUUUUUUAUUAUUUUUUAUCACAUCCGAUGAAGGAAUGCUGUGAAAGCUUGCUCAUGUAGUCGCUGGAUGAAUCCGCCACUACACUAACUUGUUCUAUGUUACCUGACAAUCAGUAUAACCCAUUCUAAUUAUUGCAAUC